Rotaria sp. Silwood1 is the source of this 936-nucleotide messenger RNA. NCBI's taxonomy places the organism in Eukaryota, Metazoa, Rotifera, Eurotatoria, Philodinida, Philodinidae. The record is from the annotation of a GenBank genome assembly.
AUAUUCUUUUUAGUACAAAAUCUAUUUCGAUAAAUUUUCUUUUAGACAUAUCAAGCAUUAGAAAAAUAUGAUCAUGAUUUAGUUGCAGAUGCUGAAGAUGGAAAAUUAAAUCAAGUUAUUGGCCGUGAUCAAGAAAUUCGUCAUUGUAUUCAAGUUUUAUCAAGGCGAAUGAGAAAUAAUCCUGUUCUUAUUGAAGAAACAAGUGUUGGAAAAACAUCUAUUGUUGAAGAAUUAGCACAAUCUGAUGAAAGUUGUCGUGGUAAAUUGGAAGAACGUCUUAAAUCAGUUUUAAAAGAAACUGAAAAUUUAAAUGGUGGUAUUAUAUUAUUUAUUGAUGAAUUACAUUUAGUUCUUGGCGCUAGAAGAGCAGAAGGUGCAAUGAAUGUUGCUAAUUUAUUAAACCCAAUGUUAGCUCGAGAUGAAGUUCGUUGUAUUGGUACAACAAAAUUAGAUGAAUAUAGAAAAUAUAUUGAAAAAUAUCCAACAUUUGAAAGUUGUUUUCAACAAGUUUUAGUAAAAGAACUCACAGUUGCUGCUCGUGGUUCAAUUUUACGAGGUCUUAAAGAUCGUUAUGGGCCACAUUUUGGUGUUCGAAUUCUUCAUUCAGCUUUAGUUAUAGAUGCCGAAUUAUCGAAUCGUUAUAUAGCAAAUCAAUUUUUACCACAUAAAGCUAUUAAUUUAAUCGAUGAAACAUGCACAAUUAGUCAAUGGACUGGUACUCUAGUAUCAAAAUUAUCUCAAACUGAAAGUGAACAUUUACAUGAAAAAUUGAUUGAACAAGAUGAUGCUGUUAAUAAUGUUGCUGAAGUUUUUCUUAGAAGUCGAGCUGGACUUUCAAAGCAAAAUCAACCAAUUGGAUUAUUUUUAUUUUCGGGUCCAACCGGUGUUGGUGAAACUAAAUCAGCAAAAACUUUAGCAUUGGAAUUAUUUGAUUGA